CUGCGGGUCGAGAGGAUCGGUCGCCUCUGGUACGUGAUACUGCCUGACGAAGCACCGGCGCUGCUCACGGUGGGCUACGCCCGAGUGUCCAGCCACGAGCAGAAGCCCCAGCUGGAGCCGCAGGCGAAUCGCUUGUGGGCGUAUGCUGGACAGAAUGGGAUUGCGCUGGAUCGAGUUGUUUCUGAGGUGGCCAGCGGUCUCAACGAUCGCCGCCCGAAGUUGCGUCGGUUGCUGGCCGACCCCAAGGUGGGCACGAUCCUGGUUGAACAUCGGGACCGGCUGGCGAGGUUCGGUGUAGGCAUGGUGGACGCCAUGCUGCAGGCGCGCGGUGGCAGGUUGCUGGUGAUUGAAGACAAUGAGGUCGACGAUGACCUGGUGCGGGAUAUGACCGAGAUCCUGACCUGUUUCUGCGCGCGGCUCUACGGUCGGCGCAGCGCCGCCAACCGGGCCAGAAGAGCGCUCAGCAUCGCGCAGGAAUAG
This is a messenger RNA of Geodia barretti, 480 nucleotides long. The record is from the annotation of a GenBank genome assembly. Lineage: Eukaryota; Metazoa; Porifera; Demospongiae; Tetractinellida; Geodiidae.